Molecule: messenger RNA, 945 nt
Organism: Strongylocentrotus purpuratus (purple sea urchin)
Lineage: Eukaryota; Metazoa; Echinodermata; Echinoidea; Camarodonta; Strongylocentrotidae
Product: putative nuclease HARBI1
Exons: 1
Coding region: 1-945 (314 amino acids)
Source: RefSeq, a predicted model, not a curated record
AUGACCCUACGUUACCUAGCCUCAGGCGACAGCUACCACUCCCUGAUGUACGGCUUCAGGGUGGCACACAACACAAUCUCGAAGGUCAUACGUCAGGUCUGCGCAGCCAUCGUUGCUGAAUUUUCCGAGGAGCUCAUCCCCUGCCCUACGACCCCAAACGAAUGGAAGAAGAUAGCCGAACACUUCUCUAACCGAUGGCAGUUGCACAAUUGUCUCGGUGCCCUGGAUGGCAAACAUAUUGCUAUGAAGUGCCCUAGUGGGGGUGGAUCAAUGUACUACAAUUACAAAGGGUUCCAUUCUAUUAUCCUUAUGGCCCUGGUGGACGGUGACUACAAGUUCUCGUGGGUUGAAGUAGGCAGCAAUGGUUCCGCGGGAGAUGCCCAAGUGUUCAACAACAGCGAACUGAAAGAAGCCAUCGAGAAGGGAGUCAUCGGAAUACCUCCCCCUGAGCCGCUACCACAUGAUGACCAACCGAUGCCUUACUUCAUUGCUGCAGACGACGCCUUCGCCUUAAGGACCUGGCUAAUGAAACCCUUCUCGAAGAGGAACAUGGAUAAUUCAGAGAGAAUCUUCAACUACAGGCUGUCGAGGGGUCGUCGGAUUGUCGAAAACGCUUUCGGCAUUCUAGCACAUCGCUUCCGCUGUCUACUGACCACGAUGCAACAGGACCCGAACACAGUGACGUCCAUUGUGCUGUCGUGCAUCUGUUUACAUAACCUUCUGAGACUUCGGAAGAGGAAGGAGCACACGACCGUCGCGGAUCAAGAGGACGCCAAUCACAACAUCAUCCCAGGAGAGUGGCGCAAGGACAACCCUCUCUUGGACGGGAUAUCAGACCUUGGACGCAACUCCACCACAAACGCCGCAAAGAAACAGAGGGAAUAUUUCCGUGCUUACUACAACUCGGAAGUGGGCUCAGUGCCGUGGCAAAAUGACAUGAUUUAA